AUGAACCUGACCAUACUGGAUCUGCUGGUUGGAAUUGGAAUGGGAGCUGUCGUAGAGUACUCGUACAUAAAACGGUACCCGUUUUCUCAAAAUGCCUGUAAGGUCAUAACUGGGAUCUUACAAGGAAUCGCCAAUGCUUUUAACAUCAACGCGGUUGUGAUAUGUGCUGAUCGACACCAAGCGGUCUAUGAUCCCAUCAACCUUUAUCAAUCUCGAUCAAAGCGCAAGGCAAUCAUCUUCAACUCUCUGUCAUGGGUGAUUGGACUCUCGUUCUGGAUAGGGUACGUCACAGUAUGGGAGUUCGUCAUCGAUCACGACAACGGACUCCACUGUACUCAGCGGUUUCUUCUCAGUCCGUUGACGAAUAUGAUCCAAAGUGCGGUCACGUUUUACUUGUCUUUGGCCAUCAUCGUCGUUCUCUAUGUCAGAAUCUUCAUCAAAAUCGGAAGACGGUUAGAGGACGGAACAAUAAGAAUGCGACUGAUUUAA
This is a messenger RNA of Strongylocentrotus purpuratus (purple sea urchin), 489 nucleotides long. RefSeq names its product 5-hydroxytryptamine receptor 1A-alpha-like. The transcript has a single exon. The coding region runs from base 1 to 489 and encodes 162 amino acids. The record is from RefSeq and is a predicted model, not a curated record. Gene Ontology annotation, cellular component: membrane. Gene Ontology annotation, molecular function: G protein-coupled receptor activity; dopamine neurotransmitter receptor activity, coupled via Gi/Go. Gene Ontology annotation, biological process: adenylate cyclase-activating adrenergic receptor signaling pathway. NCBI's taxonomy places the organism in Eukaryota, Metazoa, Echinodermata, Echinoidea, Camarodonta, Strongylocentrotidae.